Molecule: messenger RNA, 1125 nt
Organism: Papilio machaon (common yellow swallowtail)
Lineage: Eukaryota; Metazoa; Arthropoda; Insecta; Lepidoptera; Papilionidae
Product: farnesyl pyrophosphate synthase
Exons: 6
Coding region: 236-1123 (295 amino acids)
Biological process (GO): trans, trans-farnesyl diphosphate biosynthetic process
Cellular component (GO): cytoplasm
Molecular function (GO): (2E,6E)-farnesyl diphosphate synthase activity; dimethylallyltranstransferase activity
Source: RefSeq, a predicted model, not a curated record
UAAAGUUUUUACUAGAAAUUUAAGUAGAAAUUGUGAUUUUUGGACAAAAAGGCUAAAUAUCCAAUCGCCGAAGGUUAAAAAUGCAAUCGAAACCUUUCCAAAUUAUUUACCAAAAAUUGUAGAAACAACUUUGGUAGAAAAAAAGUAUGCUGACAUUAAGUUAUUAAAGGAACGUGUAAUAAAUAUAGCGGAACAUGAAGCCCUUGCCAGAGAGCCAAUACACGGUAACCUCACGAUGUUUGCAUUCGACGCACUGGCACAUUCAACAGAUUUGAACGAGAAGAAAUUGCAUCAAAUACAAGUUUUAGCUUGGGGUGUAGAGUUGUUACAAACCUACUACAACAUUGGUGACGAUAUAGAAGACAACGCUAAGACCCGGUCAGGAAAACCUUGCUGGCAUCAGUUGCCCGGUGUUGGGCUCAUGGCAAUCAAUGACGCUGAUCUAAUACGGAGCUUUAUUUACGAAAUGGUAAAAAACAAUAUAGAGGAGCCAAUUGCAUGUACAGUGCAAAAUUAUCUUAAUGAGACAUAUUUUGCUUUGAAUAUCGGCCAACUAAUGGACAUAUCUUUGACUAGAUCAAAUGAUUUUGAUCAUUUCACAAUGGAAUAUUAUAAUUUAUUGAAUUAUUUUAAGUCUGCAUUCUACACAGUGAAGUUACCAAUAUUACUGGCACUUUCUAUUUGUAACUUACACAGUAAAGAAGCGUACAUGCACGUCGAUAAAGUAUGCUCCGAUUUAGGCAUACUUCUGCAAAUGCAGAACGAUGUAAUGGACUACGUUGACAGUAAGUCUGCCUCACUUAAAACAAGUUCGGACAUCCAAAAUAGAAAGUGUUCUUGGCCCGCGGUGGCAUUCUUGGAAAAUUGCAACAUCUCCCAGCGGAAAGAAUUCGAAUCGUGCUACGGACAAUCGGAACCUGAGAAAGUGGAACGAGUACGAAGACUUUACAAAGAAAUAGACAUUUUAAAAAUAUAUCGUCAACAUGAACAGAAAAGAUACGAAUCGAUGAUGGAACAAAUUAAACAAUUGCCAGUCGACUCUAUACCUUCUAAAGAGUUCUUUGUCAAAAUUUUAAACGUCCUUCAAAAUUAUACUGAAGAUAUAUCACCAUCAAAAUCUUAAUA